AUGUCUGGAGAGGAGAGUCAAUUCAACGUUCAGGGCUACAACAUUGUUACCAUUCUCAAAAGAUUGGAAGCUGCCACCUCCCGUCUUGAGGAUAUCACCGUAUUUCAGGAAGAAGCUAAUAGACAAAAGAAUGGCGCUGAAGCACCGGCAAUCAAUGCAACACAUUCACCUCAAGGUAAUAGUGUGAGUGAUACCUUAGCCACUGUUUCGUCCGCAUCUAGUGUCUCUCCGGGCGGAGUUACAUCACAUGCAAAGGAUGUUCCUGCAGAAAAGAAGAAGUCGAUUCUUGCAUUCGAGCAAUUCAUCCACGACUUUGUUGUUCCCUUUGUCAAUACAUCGAACCAUAUUGAUCCCGUUGUUGGCGAGUCUGCCAAAGCGCUUGCUGAUACAUUUGUUGAACAAACCAAGUUUUUGGAAAUCGUGUCAGAGUCAAAGAAACCCGACAUGACAGAUCCACUUUUAGGUCAAGUGUUGGCACCUACAAAUGAAAAGAUUACGAAGAUUAACAGCUUGAAAGAUGAGAAUAGGAGAUCUACAUACUUUAACCAUUUGAAUGCCCUCAGUGAAAGUGGGGCUGUGUUUUUCUGGAUUGGAAUUGAGACCCCGGUGUCGUAUAUAUCUGAUAUCAAGGACAGUGCAAAGUUUUGGUCCGAUAGAGUAUUGAAGGAAUACAAGGACAAAGACAAGGUGAAUGUAGACUGGGUAAACCAACUCACAAAAAUCUUUGAUGAAUUAAACACUUAUGUUAAGGAAUAUCACACUAAGGGCCCAGCAUGGAAUGGCAAUGGUAAGCCAUUUGCCCAAGCAGUGGAGGAAUUCAACUCUACAGCUAAAGCUGGUUCUGGAGAAUUGCAACAAGAGAAUUCUGCAGAUGCAUCAGGACCACCAGCCCCCCCUCCUCCACCACCAGCUUCAUUCUUUGAAGAAUCGUCUGCUUCUUCUUCCAACACAGCUGAAUCCUCAGCUGGUGGUAUGAAUGCUGUAUUUGCUCAGUUGAAUCAGGGUGCCAAUGUCACCUCGGGAUUGAAGAAGGUUGACAAGUCCGAAAUGACACACAAGAAUCCAGAGUUGAGAAAACAACCUCCUGUUGCUCCAAAGAAACCAAAGAACUUAUCAGGACAUUCUACAUCAACACAAUCUACUCCUACCACCCUUGUCAAGAAGGCACCAAAGAAGGAAUUGAUUGAUGGUAGCAAAUGGAUUAUCCAAAACUUCACUCAAAAUGAUGUCCAAGCACCAAUCAUUAUUGAAACUGAAAAUUCGCAGUCUGUUUUUAUUGGAAAUUGUAGUGAUGUGACCAUCCAAUUGAAAGGUAAGGCUAAUGCUGUCACAAUUUCCGAAACUAAGAAAGUAGGUGUUGUUCUUGACUCUUUGAUCUCAGGUGUUGAAAUUAUCAAGUCCCAUAAAUAUGGAUUGCAAGUGAUUGGAUUAGUACCAAUGAUCAGCAUUGAUCAAUCAGAUGAAGGUUCGAUCUACUUGUCAACUGAGAGUAUUGAUAACGAUUGUCAAAUAUACACUAGUAAAACUACUGCAUUGAAUGUUAAUGUUCCUGAAGCUAAUAAUGAUUUUAAAGAAUUGGCUGUGCCAGACCAAAUUGUGUCUACAGUGAAGAAUGGUGUAUUAUCUAGUUCAAUUGUCGAACAUGCUGGCUAA
Messenger RNA from Lodderomyces orthopsilosis Co 90-125, 1653 nucleotides. It is a transcript of the gene SRV2, whose product is annotated as adenylate cyclase-binding protein. NCBI's taxonomy places the organism in Eukaryota, Fungi, Ascomycota, Pichiomycetes, Serinales, Debaryomycetaceae. Gene Ontology annotation, biological process: regulation of adenylate cyclase activity; cytoskeleton organization. Gene Ontology annotation, cellular component: cytoplasm. The record is from RefSeq and is a predicted model, not a curated record. The transcript has a single exon. Gene Ontology annotation, molecular function: adenylate cyclase binding; actin binding. Bases 1 to 1653 code for a protein of 550 amino acids.